AUGAAGACGCUUCUCGCCGCCGCGCUGGGCGGGGCCGCCGCCGUCGACCCGGCGCCGACCAUCGCCAUCGCCCCGAACGUCAACCUGCCGUACGUCGCCCUGGGCACGGGCAGCGGGCAGCACGGCUCCGUGGCCAACGCGACCGCUCUGUGGCUCGGGUCCAGCGCGGGCAAGGCCAUCGACACGUCCAUCAUCUACGGCGACCAGCCCGCCAUCGCCGCGGGCAUCGCGGCGCUCGGCAUCGAUCGGUCCGCCUACUUCCUCGAGACGAAGAUCGUCACCGAGGACUUUCGCCACUACGCGAACCACACGUCGAUCGCCGCGGAGAUCGACGAGAACCUCCGGGAACUCGGCGUCGCCUACGUCGAUUUGUUAUUGAUCCACUUCCCGGGCACGGCGUCGGCGAACCGCGAGGCCUGGAUGGCUCUGGAAGCCGCGCUCGCGGCGGGCCAGACGAAGGCGAUCGGCGUCAGCAACUUCGGCAAGCUGAACCUCGAAGCGUUGAAGCUCGCGGCGACGGUCUGGCCGCCCGCCGUAAAUCAGCUCGAGCUCUCCGUGUCCUACCAUGACGACGACCUGCUCGCCUACCACGCCGAGGAGGGCAUCGUCGUCCAGGCGUACUCGCCGCUGUGCGGCGGCUUCAACGGGUCCUCGUGCACGGCCCACGGCGGCAAGAACGUGCUCACGGUGCCCGAGGUCAAGUCGCUGGCGACGAAGUACGGCGUGAGCGGCGCGCAGAUCGGGUUGAAGUGGAUCGUCCAGCAGGGCCACCCGCUCGCGACGUCCAUCUGGAACAAGGACUACAUGGACGAGGACCUCACGCUCUGGAACUUCAACAUCUCCGACGCGGACAUGGCGACGCUGAGCGCCGUCUACCAGCCGGAGGAGUAA
Molecule: messenger RNA, 891 nt
Organism: Aureococcus anophagefferens
Lineage: Eukaryota; Pelagophyceae; Pelagomonadales; Pelagomonadaceae
Exons: 1
Coding region: 1-891 (296 amino acids)
Molecular function (GO): oxidoreductase activity
Source: RefSeq, a predicted model, not a curated record